AAUGAUGAGUCUUACUAGGAGGCGGAAGGUGGCUACUUCGUGAGAGUAACAUAAGAUCCCCGAAGACUUAAAUUUCUGGAGGUCUUCAACUUACAAAAAGAAAGGGACAAUAGAAAAAAAACUAUUGCAACUAUUUUACUUGUUCACCUGAUAUCUUAGAUUGCAAUUGAAUAGACAGGUCAGAGUAUUAGCAGGAAUAGCCAAAGGCUAAGGUCUAAAUUCAGCAGUGGGGCAGUAUGCACUCUCUCUUCUGGUAGAUCUCCAUCUGCUUUUAAUGCUUGGGAUUACUUUAAUGGUGGACAAAGCCUUUAAUUCUGUUAUAAUUUCAGUAGCCUCUAGAGAGUUGACAUCUAUUGUAAAAUCAAAUAUCACACAAAUGACUGAUAUGUAUUAUUUUCCUUAUUAAAUAUGGAAGAAAAGGGAGGCUGAUGCAGAAAUGGUAGGCUCAAAGCUCCAGAGGAAAGCUUAACAGAGUUUAUGAUUUUGCAGAAGGCCAGGGAAAUGCAAAGCGAGAACAGAACAGUGAUAACAGAAUUCAUCCUUCUUGGUCUGACCCAGUCUCGAGAUACUCAGCUCUUGGUCUUUGUGCUGAUCUUAAUUUUCUACUUUAUCAUCCUCCCUGGUAAUUUCCUCAUCAUUUUCACCGUAAGGUCAGACCCUGGGCUCACAGCCCCACUCUACUUCUUUCUGGGCAACUUGGCCUUCCUGGAUGCUUCCUACUCCUUCAUUGUGGCUCCCAGGAUGCUGGUGGACUUCCUCUCUGAGAAGAAGGUCAUCUCCUACAGAGGCUGCAUCACUCAGCUCUUUUUCUUGCACUUCCUUGGAGGAGGGGAGGGAUUACUCCUUGUUGUGAUGGCCUUUGACCGCUAUAUCGCCAUCUGCCGGCCUUUACACUAUUCAACUGUUAUGAACCCUAGAGCCUGUUAUGCAAUGUUGUUGGCUCUGUGGCUUGGGGGUUUUGUCCACUCCAUUAUCCAGGUGGUCCUCAUCCUCCGCUUGCCUUUUUGUGGCCCAAACCAGCUGGACAACUUCUUCUGUGAUGUUCCACAGGUCAUCAAGCUGGCCUGCACCGACACAUUUGUGGUGGAGCUUCUGAUGGUCUUCAACAGCGGCCUGAUGACACUCCUGUGCUUCCUGGGGCUUCUGGCCUCCUACGCAGUCAUUCUUUGUCGUAUACGAGGGUCUUCUUCUGAGGGGAAAAACAAGGCCGUGUCCACGUGCACCACCCAUAUCAUUGUGAUGUUCCUCAUGUUUGGACCUGGCAUCUUCAUCUACACGCGCCCCUUCAGGGCUUUCCCAGCUGACAAGGUGGUUUCUCUCUUCCACACUGUGAUCUUUCCUUUGUUGAAUCCUGUCAUUUAUACCCUUCGCAACCAGGAAGUGAAAACUUCCAUGAAAAAACUGUUUAAUAAGCACAUAGCUUGAAAAAAGGGCAAAAUAAAAGAAUAAAAAAGACUGUAGAAUUUUAUCUGAAAUUGAUUUGUUUAUUGAAAUUGAUUUGUUUAUUUCCAAGUACUGCAAUCAUUGAAUGCGUCCCAUUUGUCAGGACUAUUCUAGGAACAGAAGAAAGAAAUAUGUAUGAGAGAUAAGUUCUAUCUGCUAUCCAAGAGAUACAACCUAGUAAAAGAACAUUGAAAAGACAGAUAAAGUUUGUCUGCUCUCCAAGAGAUACAACCUAGUAAAAAUAGCCGUUAAAGUAGAAAAUAAACAGCAUAGUUUCAGGAGGAGAUACUGCUCUGUAAAAACGAAAAAGAAAAGUGAAAUGAUAGAUUGUGACUCUGAAUUGGGAGUAACCAAUUUGCAUUUAAUCAUCAAAAAAGGCCCUCUUGAGGAGCUGACGUUUUGGAUCAUAUCUGGAUAAACUAAACAUGCAAACAUUUGAGUCUAUAGUAUUCUAGACAGAGGGCACAGGUAGUGCAAAAACUCAAAGAUGAUAAUGAACUUGGUAUAUUUGAGGGAUGCAAUAAAGUUCAAGUUACCUGGAAUAUAGUAAUUUAAUGUGAAAAUGAUUAGACUUAAAGUUGGAGAUACUGGUCGUGUCUAAAACAUAUGGUCUACAUAGUAAUUAUGAGUUUUAAUUUUAUUACAGUUGAAAUAAGAAAUCAUUCUGUUACUUUAAGCAAAAGAAUGAUUCCUCUACUGAAGGUUCAUAAAUGACUCAGGGCUACAAACUCAAGAUUCUGUGCAGAUAUCAAAGCGUUGAAAAAUAUCACUGAGAGGAAAUAUUAUACUUGUAAGUAUACUUUGAAAGGUAUUAAACUACCAGUUUUUCUUCCAUAAAUAAGCAAAGAGUGGCAAAAGAAAGCUGGUUACUUUUAUUGAAAAAGAUCACAAAAUCAUUUUGUUUUUUUCUAGAGUGUCAUUAUUAAUCCUAGCAAAUUUAUAUGACUUUUAGCUGUAUGCUUGAUCUUAUUGCCAGUUGAUUUCACUGUAAGUACAAUAAUGACUGUCCUUUGGUAGACCAGUUAGGAUUCUGUGUCAGAGAAGAAAUCAUUCUAGUUAUAUAUAUAUAUUUUUACAUAUUCUGGGUACAAUAUAUUCACUUGAUCUUAGUCAGAAGGCUGAGAAGCAAUUAUAUAUAUAAUCCAAUAUACAGUAUAUUCAGAUGAAUACAAUAUAUCCAGAUGUAUGUCUUGCACACAUUUUCUACCAGCUGAAUAGCUUGAGUUUCAUUUUCUUAGUGGUGGGAUGUUGAAUGAACAAGUUUUAAAUUUUGGUAAGUCCACUUUGUUCAUUUCCUUUAAACAAACAUCAUUUAAUAUAGGGAAUUAAGUGUUCACAAAAUAGCCGGAAAAUCUAAAAGAGCAGACUACAAGCUGGACGUUGACAGAUGCUUCACAGACUAACACAGAAGACCUAUGUUGUCAGGGAGGUUGCUCUUGCUACAGUCUUAGCCAUCUGUUGUCUGAAAAACACUGUCAUGUGCCUGGUAUGUAGUUGAUGAUCCAUAAUCACCGUGGACCUGUCAAAUCGCCCCUAGUGCAAUAGAAGCCUCUCUUACUACCUUUCUGCCUAACUAGCUUACUACAAAUUCAAAUCUCUUAUGAGUACAUUAAAUGGGAAGCAUCCAAAACAUCUGGAACCCCAAAUGCAAGGGGGUCUAAAAGUGAUUUUUAAAAUAUUUUAUUUUUGAUAAUAACCAAAGUUUAUAUUCAUGAAUGUAAAUUAUGUACAUGGUAAAAAUAUUCAGGCUAUAGAAAAAGUGGUCUGAAUCUUCAAAUAAUCCUUUUCCAUUCUUAUUCUGUUUAUUAUGUUGCUUUCUGUUUUACUGAGAAAGGUAGCAGGUGAGAAUUCCUCAAUUUCCUGUCACUACCAUUACCUAUAGACCUGCAUCUGUGACUAAGUUGCCUUUAACUUCCCCUGAGACUGGGUGACCUGAUCCUGCAUCUACAGAAGCAAACCCUUCUUCCUGUGUACCACAUUCCACCCACUCCUCUCUGCUAAAGGCAAUUACUCUGGCAACUAACUCUUCUUUCUCUCAUCUAUAACAUGAACUCUGUCCUCCCUGUUGAGUGUAACCUUUAGCAGGUAAUCACAUUUCUUCCCUCCUAAAUAAAACCUUCUUGCCACCUU
This is a messenger RNA of Cebus imitator (Panamanian white-faced capuchin), 3573 nucleotides long. RefSeq names its product olfactory receptor 4N2. The coding region runs from base 478 to 1425 and encodes 315 amino acids. The record is from RefSeq and is a predicted model, not a curated record. Gene Ontology annotation, molecular function: G protein-coupled receptor activity; olfactory receptor activity. Gene Ontology annotation, cellular component: membrane. The transcript is spliced from 2 exons. Lineage: Eukaryota; Metazoa; Chordata; Mammalia; Primates; Cebidae. Gene Ontology annotation, biological process: G protein-coupled receptor signaling pathway.